AUGGAGGAGGUUGAGCAGAUGAGUACAGAUGAAGAGGAGGUAGAGAAUGAAAGAGAAGACCACUGCACGCCACUUUACAUCACUGCACCUCAACUCUGGGAGCUGCGGAGUGCGGGUGUUGGAGCAGCAGGACAAGGAGCAGUGCGGAGUGCGGGUGUUGGAGCAGUAGGACAAGGAGCAGUGUGGAGUGCGGGUGUUGGAGCAGUAGGACAAGGAGCAGUGUGGAGUGCGGGUGUUGGAGCAGUAGGACAAGGAGCAGUGCGGGUGUUGGAGCAGCAGGACAAGGAGCAGUGCGGAGUGCUGGGUGUUGGAGCAGUAGGACAAGGAGCAGUGCGGAGUGCGGGUGUUGGAGCAGUAGGACAAGGAGCAGUGCGGAGUGCGGGUGUUGGAGCAGUAGGACAAGGAGCAGUGCGGAGUGCGGGUGUUGGAGCAGUAGGACAAGGAGCAGUGCGGAGUGCGGGUGUUGGAGCAGUAGGACAAGGAGCAGUGCGGAGUGCGGGUGUUGGAGCAGUAGGACAAGGAGCAGUGUGGAGUGCGGGUGUUGGAGCAGUAGGACAAGGAGCAGUGCGGAGUGCGGGUGUUGGAGCAGCAGGACAAGGAGCAGUGCGGAGUGCGGGUGUUGGAGCAGUAGGACAAGGAGCAGUGUGGAGUGCGGGUGUUGGAGCAGUAGGACAAGGAGCAGUGCGGAGUGCGGGUGUUGGAGCAGCAGGACAAGGAGCAGUGUGGAGUGCGGGUGUUGGAGCAGUAGGACAAGGAGCAGUGCGGAGUGCGGGUGUUGGAGCAGUAGGACAAGGAGCAGUGCGGAGUGCGGGUGUUGGAGCAGUAGGACAAGGAGCAGUGUGGAGUGCGGGUGUUGGAGCAGUAGGACAAGGAGCAGUGUGGAGUGCGGGUGUUGGAGCAGUAGGACAAGGAGCAGUGCGGAGUGCGGGUGUUGGAGCAGCAGGACAAGGAGCAGUGUGGAGUGCGGGUGUUGGAGCAGUAGGACAAGGAGCAGUGCGGAGUGCGGGUGUUGGAGCAGUAGGACAAGGAGCAGUGCGGAGUGCGGGUGUUGGAGCAGUAGGACAAGGAGCAGUGCGGAGUGCGGGUGUUGGAGCAGUAGGACAAGGAGCAGUGCGGAGUGCGGGUGUUGGAGCAGUAGGACAAGGAGCAGUGCGGAGUGCGGGUGUUGGAGCAGCAGGACAAGGAGCAGUGUGGAGUGCGGGUGUUGGAGCAGUAGGACAAGGAGCAGUGCGGAGUGCGGGUGUUGGAGCAGCAGGACAAGGAGCAGUGCGGAGUGCGGGUGUUGGAGCAGUAGGACACGGAGCAGUGCGGAGUGCGGGUGUUGGAGCAGUAGGACAAGGAGCAGUGCGGAGUGCGGGUGUUGGAGCAGUAGGACAAGGAGCAGUGCGGAGUGCGGGUGUUGGAGCAGUAGGACAAGGAGCAGUGCGGAGUGCGGGUGUUGGAGCAGCAGGACAAGGAGCAGUGCGGAGUGCGGGUGUUGGAGCAGCAGGACAAGGAGCAGUGCGGAGUGCGGGUGUUGGAGCAGCAGGACAAGGAGCAGUGCUCCCUGGUGUCCGGCUGUCAGCUGGUGUCCUGCCCAUCCUCCUGUCUGUCCCUGAUCUGCUGUCUGUCCUGAGUCUGUCCCCCACCAGAUGGGUGCAGGAUCUGUGCAGGGUCGCAGAUUAUCAAUAA
Bolinopsis microptera is the source of this 1671-nucleotide messenger RNA. Its product is annotated as fibroin heavy chain-like. NCBI's taxonomy places the organism in Eukaryota, Metazoa, Ctenophora, Tentaculata, Lobata, Bolinopsidae. The transcript has a single exon. The coding region runs from base 1 to 1671 and encodes 556 amino acids. The record is from RefSeq and is a predicted model, not a curated record.